Molecule: messenger RNA, 1833 nt
Organism: Brassica oleracea var. oleracea
Lineage: Eukaryota; Viridiplantae; Streptophyta; Magnoliopsida; Brassicales; Brassicaceae
Product: UDP-glycosyltransferase 88A1
Exons: 2
Coding region: 113-1507 (464 amino acids)
Molecular function (GO): UDP-glycosyltransferase activity
Source: RefSeq, a predicted model, not a curated record
UGUAUAUUCCGCAAUCAGAGAGCCGUGUGAGACUCUUAACCAUAUCAUCAACAUCAUUUUCCAACUUCACAUUCUUCUAUUCAUCCUGGCAACAAACCUCACAAACCCCCCCAUGGAGAAGCAAGAAGCAAUAGUUCUGUAUCCAUCACCACCAAUAGGUCACCUAGUAUCCAUGGUCGAGCUAGGCAAACUCAUCCUCUCCCAAAACCCAUCUCUCUCCAUCCACAUCAUCUUAGUCCCACCUCCUUACCAGCCCGAAUCAACCACCACCUACAUCUCCUCCGUCUCCUCCUCCUUCCCUUCAAUCACCUUCCACCGCCUCCCAACCGUCACACCCUACUCUUCAGCAACCACACAAAGCCACGAGGCACUCAUCUUAGAAAUCAUCUGCUUCAGCAACCCGAACGUCCACCGUACUCUCUUCUCCAUCUCCCAAACAUUCAACCUCCGUGCCAUGAUCAUCGACUUCUUCUGCACCGCCGUGCUAGACGUCGUCGCCGGUGACUUCGCUUUCCCGGUUUACUACUUCUUCACCUCCGGAGCCGCCUGUCUCGCCGCCUUCUUCCAUCUCCCGACUCUUGACGAAACAACUGCCGGAAAAAACCUCAAAGACAUCCACACGCUGCUCAACAUCCCCGGCGUUCCUCCGAUCAAAGGCUCCGAUAUGCCUACCCGGCUACUUGACCGCAACGAUGAGGUUUACGAUGCAUUUAUAUCGUUCUCUAAGCAGCUCUCGAACACUUCAGGGAUCAUUAUCAACACCUUUGAGGCGUUAGAGAACAGAGCCAUCAAGGCCAUAACAGAGGAGCUCUGUUUUCGCAAUAUUUAUCCGAUCGGACCCCUCAUUGUUAAGACAAGAACCGGAGAUAAUAAAAACGCAGAUUCUUGUCUGAACUGGCUAGAUUCGCAACCCGAACAGAGUGUUGUGUUCCUCUGUUUCGGGAGCUUGGGUUUGUUCUCGCAAGAACAGCUUAAGGAGAUUGCUAUCGGUUUAGAGAGAAGCGAGCAGAGGUUCUUGUGGGUGGUUCGUAAUCCACCAGAGCUACAAAACCAAACAGAACCGGAUUUGGAGUCUCUAUUACCGGAUGGGUUUCUAAACCGAACCGGAAACAGGGGAAUGGUGGUUAAAUCAUGGGCUCCGCAAGUUCCGGUUCUGAAUCAUAAAGCAAUCGGUGGGUUCGUGACUCAUUGCGGAUGGAACUCUAUUCUUGAAGCUGUUUGCGCGGGUGUACCGAUGGUGGCUUGGCCGUUAUAUGCUGAGCAGAGGUUUAAUAGAGCGGUGAUUGUGGAGGAGAUCAAGAUUGCUAUUUCGAUGAAUAAAACGGAGACAGGCUUCGUGAGUUCCAUGGAGGUGGAGAAACGAGUUCGAGAGGUAGUGGAGGAGGGUCCGGUUAGGGAGAGGACCAAGGCUAUGAAGAAUGCAGCUGAAUCAGCUUUGGUUGAAACCGGUUCGUCUAGGCACGCGUUGACUGCUUUACUCGAGUCGUGGAGUCCAAAACAAACUUAGACUCUGCUUCAGGUUAAGUUUUGUGAUAUAAGGAGGCAAUUGAUGCGAAAGGUGAAUUGUGACUGAAGAAGACUAUGACCGAUUGAUAUGUAGUAGAAAUCAAUGGUGAAGAUUGUAUUAUAAAACGGCUAUGCUUUUGUGACAAGCAACUGUAACUUGGUCUGAGUUUGAAUAAGUCCCCCUUCGUGAUAGGAGGUUGAACAAGUCUUUAUUUGUGUUUGUUGUAUGAGUUUGUUUGGGAGUUAGUUUCUAUUUCAGUUGUAAUGUUGAGAGACCUAUUUAAGAGAUAGUUUACUUUGAGUUCAACAAUAAACUAAGACUUUCAA